Parnassius apollo (apollo) is the source of this 1413-nucleotide messenger RNA. The record is from the annotation of a GenBank genome assembly. NCBI's taxonomy places the organism in Eukaryota, Metazoa, Arthropoda, Insecta, Lepidoptera, Papilionidae.
UUGUCAGAAAUAUUGGCUUCCUUGCUUGGGAACAAGACCUACAGUAAUGUGUCCACAUUUAAUACUAUUUGUGAACAAUGCAUGAAGUCAGCAAUUAACUGCUAUACAUUCAUUAAAAACGUCAAAGAAAACUCAGAGCAACUAUGCAGCACAUUAGAAGUUCUUUCAAAUUGUUUUGAAAACACUACACAGGAAAUAAGUGAAUGCCAAAGCUUGUUUAUAUCCUUAGAUAUAGAUAAUUAUACCAGUAAACAGUUUUACGAUUCUAAACAUCUUAGCAAGUUAUCUCAAGCAGCUGGCUUGCAAAGAUUCCAGUCCAUGAUUCAUACAGAACAAACAAAGCCAAAAAUUGAAGUAGAGAUAUUUUCACAAGACAUUAAGGAAGAUAAAAGCAUCACACAUUUUCGAAAAAAAGGAAAAAGGCUUAAAUCAAGAGAAAACACUCUUCCUGUACCAAUACCUACCAGUGAAAUGUUGUAUGACAGAAAUGACAGAAACAAUUUUAAAUGCAAAGAUUGCCUGAAGGAUUUUCCCUCUCUAUCUAACUUAAGAAAUCACUAUAUUAGGGUUCAUGCACCAAAAGCAUUCAAAUGUUCUGUUUGUCAUAGAAAAUUUGGAUCACAGUCAAUUUUAGAUGCCCAUAAAAAAGAAAGUCACUGUACAAUAGUGUGUAGUGAAUGUGGGAAAACAUUUCACAACAGGCACACUCUGAGAAUGCAUGAAAUUGCUCAUGAAGGACUCAAACUAGUAUGUCAGGACUGUGGCAGAAUAUAUAAAAGUCACACAUCAUUCAAAAAACACAUUGAUCUAAAUGUAUGUGGGCAGAGAACUAGAGCAAAUCCUGCAGAAGCAAAGUUUACAUGUGAUUAUUGUAAUAAAAAGUAUACCCAGAAAGUCUCAUUAAGGGUUCACAUACAACACGAACAUGGAAAUUACAAAAGUCAUGAGUGCAAAUGGUGCAAAAAGAAGUUUUGGGCACAAAGUAGAUUGAAAGCGCAUAUAGUGAAGCAUACACAGGAGAAGAACUUUCAUUGUGAUAUCUGUGGGGGGAAAUUUGUUACAAAAGAGUCGCUAUUAUAUCACACCCGUACUCAUACAGGUGAAAAGCCCUAUAAAUGUGAACAUUGUGAAAGUAGGUUUUUGUCAGCGUCUCGUCGUGCAGAACAUAUAAAAAGUCAACAUUUAAAUGCAACUUUGGAAUGUGAUAUCUGCCAUUGCAAGUUUAAAACGCAACAUUGUUUACAAAAGCAUAAGAAAACACAUUCAGUAAUAAAUAAUAAUGGUGUGAAUUUAAUUUGUCAAUCUUUAUCUGGUGAUUUAAACAUCCAAGUACCUGAAAAUGAUAAAAUAUAUCUUGAUGUUUCUGAUGAUUGUGAUGAUUUUAAUGUGGGAAUGACUAACGUAAAACUUUAG